UCUUGCAUUCACCGUCUUUGGCCUGCUUUUGUCACUUCUUAUAAGGCUUAACUAAGAUCACUAUCACCAUUUCUUUCUUUCUAUCGAUCAUCAUAUAGCCAUUGAUUUAUGGGAGUUGAUAAUGGUGAUAAUCCUCUAUCUGACAAAGUUGUUAUCCUCCUUAUUGCCAUGGGUUCAGCAUUAUUUGUUGUCUCAUUGUACCAUGUUAUAUCCAUUUGUUUUUGCAGCCAACAACGAACCACCGCAAACCAAAACUCGCCACAGCUCGACCGCAACAACGAAAGCACAUUGGUGUCAGUAGCAAACAUCAUUCCAACGCACAAGUACCUCAAGACAAGCAAAGCUGGUGUUUCUGAUGACGAAGGCGGCGACACAUGUGCAGUGUGUUUGGGAGAUUUUGAGGAGGGUGAAGAGUUGAGGACUAUGCCUGAGUGCUUGCACUCCUUUCAUGUAGAGUGUAUUGACAUGUGGCUCCAUUCGCAUUCGAGUUGCCCCAUUUGCCGUGCCAGCGCCGCUCCUUCGCCGGCCGUGAAUGAACAACAUCGUAGCAUAGAUAUUAGUCAUAAUACGGCUCCACUUGCUAUCAUGCAACAUGGAUUGGUGCGAUGGUGAAGUUGUUAGCCUUGUUUUUAUAUAUAGGAGAUUUUGAUUCUUAUGGUUUUUGAGGAGUCAC
This is a messenger RNA of Vicia villosa (hairy vetch), 673 nucleotides long. Its product is annotated as E3 ubiquitin-protein ligase ATL59-like. The transcript has a single exon. The coding region runs from base 109 to 612 and encodes 167 amino acids. The record is from RefSeq and is a predicted model, not a curated record. Lineage: Eukaryota; Viridiplantae; Streptophyta; Magnoliopsida; Fabales; Fabaceae. Gene Ontology annotation, biological process: protein ubiquitination.